Messenger RNA from Suhomyces tanzawaensis NRRL Y-17324, 3117 nucleotides. RefSeq names its product FG-nucleoporin. The transcript has a single exon. The record is from RefSeq and is a predicted model, not a curated record. NCBI's taxonomy places the organism in Eukaryota, Fungi, Ascomycota, Pichiomycetes, Serinales, Debaryomycetaceae. Gene Ontology annotation, cellular component: nuclear pore cytoplasmic filaments; nuclear pore. The coding region runs from base 1 to 3117 and encodes 1038 amino acids. Gene Ontology annotation, molecular function: structural constituent of nuclear pore. Gene Ontology annotation, biological process: RNA export from nucleus; post-transcriptional tethering of RNA polymerase II gene DNA at nuclear periphery; protein import into nucleus.
AUGUUUGGAGGUUCUUCUACUGGUUUCGGCGGCUUCGGCAGUUCGGCUGCCAAUAACGCUUCGCCUUUCGGCGCUGCUGCCAACACAAACACCAACAACGCCUCCCUGCCUUUUGGCGCAAGCAACACUGGCGGAGGUAUCUUUGGAAACAACAACUCCACUACCGCCAACACUGGAGGCACUUUUGGUGCCAAUGGAUCUGCUUUUGGUGCCAACAACACUAACUCAGCAUUCGGUGCCAAUUCUAACACUGGCGGUGGGCUUUUUGGAGGUGCUGCCGCUAACAACACCUCUCCAUUCGCAUCCAACAAUAAUGGAUCAGCAUUCGGUGCAAACACAAAUCAAUCAGCAUUUGGCUCCAGUAACACCACCACGGGAGGUGGCUUGUUUGGAGGAGCCAACAAGUCCACUUUUGGCGGUGCUACUGCAAGCACUGGGUUCGGAGGUGGUUCUACUGGCUCUCCCUUUGGAGCAUCCACCACUGGUGGGUUUGGAGGCAUUGGCGGAGAUGCCAACGUCAACAACGGUACUGCUGUGAAGCCAUUCACCCCCUUCAGCGAAAAGGACACCAGUGGAGCCGUCACUGUGUUCCAAAACGUCUCAUCUAUGCCCGAAUACAAGAACUUCUCGUUUGAAGAAUUGAGAUUGAAGGACUACGAGCAGAACAGAAAGUACGGCAACGCCGCAGGCCAGCAACCUGGCUUUGGCGCUGCACCUGCUGCCAAUGGUGGGUUCGGUUUUGGAGGUCAGGCUGCCAAUACCUCGACCUUUGGUGCCAACAACAACAAUAGUACCCAACCAUUUGGUGGCUCCGCAUUCGGUGCAAACAACACAGCCUCGACUGGCUUUGGUGCAGGUAAUACUGCUGCGAACAACAGCUCGCCUUUUGGCUCUAACACCACCUCUGCCUUCGGUGGAGCUGCUGCUAACAACUCUCCCUUUGGAGCGAACAACGCUGCGUCCGGCUUCGGUAACACUGGUAACAAUGCCUCCUCUGGCUUUGGCAACUCCAAUCCCUUUGGAGGUGCAAACAAACCUUCAGGUUUCGGUUCUAAUGCUGGCUCGGCAUUCGGUGGAGCUAGUAACACUGGUGGUGGAUUGUUUGGAGGUGCAAACAACAAUAACAACACCAACACCUCGCCAUUUGGAGGAAACAAUAAUUCCAAUGCUUUUGGUCAAGCCAAUAAUGCAUCUCCAUUUGGAUCCAACAACAACACCAAUAAUGCUUUUGGUCAAACCAACAACUCUCCCUUCGGAAGUCAGAAUAACACGAACUCUGGGGGUUUGUUUGGUGCCAACAACAACAACAAUAAUAAUAAUGCAUUUGGGGCCAAUAAUAACAACACUGGUGGUGCUUUUGGUGGUGCUAAUACAGGUGGUGGAUUAUUUGGAGGUGCCCAAAAUAACCAGACCGGCUUCGGUGCCAAUAAACCUGCCACAGGUGGAUUAUUUGGUGCCCAAAACAACAACACCAGUGGUGGAUUAUUCGGUCAGAAUAACAACGCCAACGCCAACAACACCAACUCAGGUGGCUUGUUUGGAGGUAAUAACAACGCUGCUGGUAAUACUGGUGGUGGUUUAUUUGGCAAUAAGCCAGCAGGAACAACUGGAGGUGGUUUGUUCGGAGGCAAUAACACAAAUAAUGCCGGUACCUCUGGGGGCCUCUUUGGGGGUGCUCAAAAUAACAACACUGCCAACGCCUCUGGUGGUCUUUUUGGCUCCAAGCCUGCAGGCACCACUGGUGGUUUGUUUGGUAACAACAACAAUUCUUCUGGUGGAUUUGGCCAAACUAACAACGCCCUCGGCAAUAAUAACCAGUCUGGUGGUUUAUUUGGCAACAAACCUGCGGCUACUGGAACUACAGGUGGAUUAUUUGGCUCCAAUAACAACUCAGCACCACAAUCCAGCGGUGGACUUUUUGGAAACAAUAACAGUACAGCACCUCAAGCAAGUGGUGGGCUCUUUGGAGGUAGCAGCAACAAUGCAUUAGGUGGUGCUAACUCGUCUGGUGGGUUGUUUGGAAACAAGUCUGCUACUACAGGUGGAGCGACCUCUGGUGGACUUUUUGGUGCUAAUAACAACAACGCCAACAAUGCUGGUGGUCAAUCUAGCUUCCUUGGAGGAAACAACUUACAAAACUCGCAACUGCAACAAUCAUUGGCCAAUAUCAACUCCCAAAACCCAUACGGCAAUAAUCCAUUAUUCCAGAGUCUCUCUGUUCCGCAGGGGGCCAACUCUUCCUUUCCAUUGGCAGUAAAGACCAAAGGUGCCAAUAAGAAGAAGGUUUCCUUGUCUGGUGCACCAUCAAUCCGUCCAUUGUUCCGCCCAACUGCAUUGCCAUCUAAUGUGAAAUCUCGCUCACCUAGUAGCCCUGCCCCUACGCCAAAUUCUUCGUUGUUCUCCAGUCAAACUGAUAACGCAAUCACCUCUUCAGAAAUUUUUGCACCUCAAGUCAAUUUCAAGAAGUUGGUGGUCAAGGUUUCAAUUGACCAGGACACCAAAUUGAUAACUGCCGACUCCAACAACGCCAAGCCAAAGAGAGUUUCGUUCUCGGUUGCAGUCGCUAACGAGAGCACAGUCGAUGACAGUAAGUUGGUAGAGAUCGCAAAGGAGGAAGGUGUGGCUGAUGUCAAACAGACCCCAGCGGAUGCUACUGCUGCUGAAGUAGAAGAGGCUGACGACAAUGGAUACUGGCUCUCUCCAUCACUCUCAGAAUUGAAGAAGAAGUCGCUCUCUGAGCUCCGUGCGAUCAAGGGGUUCAAGGUCGGUCGCAAGUACUACGGUGUCAUCGAGUUCUUAGACCCUGUUGACUUGUCUAGCUUCGUCAAUUUGGACGACAUUGCCAACAACUUGGUUGUGUUUGGUACCAGAUCUUGUGUGGUGUACCCAGAUGGCAACGCACCCAGAUUGGGCGAAGGCCUCAACUUGCCUGCCCAGAUCACCUUGGAGAACUGCUACCCUAUCAGGAAGUCCGAUAAGUUGCCAGUGAUAGACCCCAAGAGCGACUUAGUGGACACGCACAUCAAGCGUUUGAAGAAGUUGCCCGAGAUGGAGUUCAAGUCAUACGAGCCCGAGACCGGUAAGUGGACUUUCACUGUUGCCACUACUGUCAGCUAG